UUUAUUUUACAGGAGUCUGGACAAGAACACUCAACAUUAUCGGCCAGUUCCUCCUUUAAUGCGUCACCCAUGCGAAAUACAUCGACUCCUAAAGCAAGUCCUGCAAAGUACACAACUGCUGAAAAGGUUGUGAAGUUAUCAUCGCCAGAAUAUGUGUUGCACACAGACACAGAACUUGAGCAAGUCAGAAAACACUACUUUGAGUUGCUGAAGACAGGCGAACAGCGCAACUGCCAAAUGUCGAAGGAGCUCAGAUGCCGGCUCAUUCGGAACACCAUGACCAGUAUGAUUUCAAUCCUGAGGGCAAAGGGGGAUGGAGAAUCACACCGAUACCCAUCAAAGCCAGAAAUAACAGCAAUGGCAAAGACGAUAGUACGGUACUACCCCAUGCUGCAGGACCAAGACCUCCAUACAUGGGUCACUGUGUACACGCAGCUCAACAAAAGACUGCAAAAUGUGAGAUCCCCGAAAAAAAGAACUCCAGAUUGGAGACAUUCAAAGAGCUCUACAAAGAGGCGUUGUCUUGAGCAUCCAUCAGACACGGAUGAAAUGGGUUCAAGUGACUCAACAAUCAUUCUGGAUCGGUCCACAGAAGGAAGUGACAGCCAAGGCUCAGAAAGUCAGUUAGAAGGAAAAAGGAGAUCCCAAAGCCUGCCUGAAGAAGCACCCUCUGCCCUGUCCAGUCCUGAUGCUGAGUUUGUCCAACUGUCUCAUGACUCUAACAAGUCUGCAGAUGUUGACAGUCCAGACUCCUACAGUCCAGCGAUCUUGGCCAAGCACUACAAGACCCUACAAACUUUGUAUAAAAGAAAAAAUCCAAACCACCAGGAUGUCUCUCAUCUCUUGGAUUUGGAAUUUGUAUCCCGGAGAGCAUUCAUUGACUCAAAUACCAUUCGCGAGGAGGACAGACACGAGAAAGUUCUAGAUGAAUAUCAAUGUUUCAGGGACGUUGGACAUGUGAUGGAGGAGCUUCAACGCAUUCUGGAUAAGGAUAACACCCACUUCAUCGAUGAACUGAAAGGAAGAUGGCAUGACUUCUGCCAGAAGGUGCAGUUUUUUGGUGUAUGGAAAAAGGCGUUGAAACCCCCAAUGGGAAUGGACAAAGCUGAACAGGCUCUUGAGAUCCUACGUGUGCUGCCAUCACUGUUCCCCUCCACGUCUGCUCCUCCAAAGAGGGUACGAAAUGCGAGUGAGGCUCUGGUGCAUGUCCUCGAGGAAACGGAAGACCCCAAUUCAUACCUGAAAAAACGGCCUCUCUCCUGCCCAGUCCUGAUUGUCAGUCCGUCCAACUGCCUCCUAGCGGUAGGAGAUGUGGGAAUAACCACCUUUCCAAAAGACAAGCUUACCGAGAGUGCUUUAUACCUAAUGGCCUACUAUUAUACCCUACACCUGACCUAUCCAAAGUGUGUAGCCACUCUGCUUUCGGUCAUCCAGACGGAGGUCCUCUUAGACAAAAUCCAUGAGAGAGAUCUCACAUCGUCUUACAAGAAGAGCAUGGCUGAGUGGGAAGCUUUUAUUGGCCAAUAAAACCACUGGUCAGAUAUGUGGUGUACAGGAUAGCACUUCCUCUCUCCCGCCAAGGUUGCCACAGUCCAUGUUCAUUGCAUGUUUUCAUGUUGGAGUUCCAUAAAUACUGUGAGCCAAAAUGUUGAAGAAAUUAAGAUGUUUCCCUUUUAUGUUCAAUUAAAAAAAUUGGGUUAAAUGCAGGACUAGUUUUCAUUUAUUCUGUCUUAUAAUAAAUAGUUAAUGUCUUGAAUCUAGUAGGUGAAUGUCUUGAAUUUAGUAGGUGAAUGUCUUGAAUCUAGAACAGUAUUACUUUUGUAGAGCUUAAAAUAAGGUAAAUACACUUGAUGACAGGAUGGUAAAUUACUUUUUAUAAUGGUAAAAGAGUCAGGAAGGCUAACUUCAAGACAUUUUGUCUCAAAAUGCCAUUUUCUAAUCUUAUUUCAAGUAGCUGGUGGACUUAAAUCUAAAACAGUGUAACAAUUAUAUAACUAAAAAUGUGUUAAAUACACUUGAAACAAGCAGGAUGACAAAAAAAAGAUACUGCUUUUUAGAGGAAAAUACUAUUUUUGAGCAUGACAAGCUUAUUAUGAGACACACAACAUCACAAUACUAGUAAAAUAUAGCUAAAAAUGAGUUUUCCCAGCUAAUUUCAAGAUCUGGUGGACUUAAAUCUAAAACAGUGUAACAAUUAUAUAACUAAAAAUGUGUUAAAUACACUUGAAACAAGCAGGAUGACAAGAAAAAAGAUACUGCUUUUUAGAGGAAAAUACUAUUUUUGAGCAUGACAAGCUUAUUAUGAGACACACAACAUCACAAUACUAGUAAAAUAUAGCUAAAAAUGAGUUUUCCCAGCUAAUUUCAAGAUCACUCUUAUCUUGUUAGGCUUCAAUAUAAUGUCUUAUUUCAAGAAAUCUUACUAAGACAAUUUUCACUUGUUCCAUUGGCAGAUAUUUUUGCUUAUUCCAAAGCAAAAAUAUCUUGUAUUAAUAUUUUUUUGCUUAUUUUAGGAGUGGCCUUUUUUGC
Molecule: messenger RNA, 2529 nt
Organism: Gadus chalcogrammus (walleye pollock)
Lineage: Eukaryota; Metazoa; Chordata; Actinopteri; Gadiformes; Gadidae
Exons: 8
Coding region: 70-1527 (485 amino acids)
Source: RefSeq, a predicted model, not a curated record